Molecule: messenger RNA, 4975 nt
Organism: Ornithodoros turicata
Lineage: Eukaryota; Metazoa; Arthropoda; Arachnida; Ixodida; Argasidae
Gene: Uggt
Product: UDP-glucose:glycoprotein glucosyltransferase 1-like
Exons: 43
Coding region: 182-4813 (1543 amino acids)
Cellular component (GO): endoplasmic reticulum
Molecular function (GO): UDP-glucose:glycoprotein glucosyltransferase activity
Source: RefSeq, a predicted model, not a curated record
UGGAAGUGCAACAAAGUAUGGCGGCGCACACUCGCAAGUUUCGUGGGUUUGUUUGAUUCGCCGGUCAGUGUGCGUUGUGGUAAUGCUGACCGCACAAAACAAAAUUAGAUUACAUAGAAAGAUUUAACACACCUGUGUGACACAACACGUCCUCUAGCGCACAUCUGCCCUGCAAUUUGAGAUGAUGCAGUUAUCAUGCUUACCUUUACUGUUAUCAGCUGUUGUACUGCGAGUAGGCUGUGUUCAGCAGAAAGUAGUGUCUGUGACCUUAGAUUCCAAAUGGAGUAAUACUCCACUGCACUUAGAAGCAAGUGAAUUUUUUGCAGAAGAAGGUAGUGACCAUUUUUGGCGUUACGUUAAUCACUUUCAAGAAGCUGACCUAGUCUCGUUUUCAAACAGUACUCCAAAGGUUCAGUAUGAAACAUUGCUGGAAAUUGCAAGUAGGCACCUGUCUCCAGCAAAGCUUGCACUUCUCAAGCUUUCACUUGCACUACGUGCUAAUUCUCCAGUAGUUGAGACAUUCCAACAGCUUGCUCGGGACAAGAAAUUUCCUGAAGACUGUGAUUGUGUUGUUGAAGUGCGUGGGGGUGGACAUACAUGUAACUUGGAAGAACUGAAUGGUCUCUUGGAAAAGAGGGACAAAGGGAGCAAGCUGUACAACUUGAAGGUCGAUCACGUACAUCCGGGGGGAUCUCCAAACGUUCCUACUGUUAUCUUGUAUGGCGAUUUUGCAGCACCGGGCUUCAAAACGUUUCAUGAGUCGCUUCGAGCAAGAGCCAAGAACCACGAGAUUAACUAUGUUCUCAGACACUAUAGCAGGACGCAGUCUUCGCGAAAGGUCAGACUUUCUGGCUAUGGUGUUGAACUUGCUAUCAAAAGCACUGAGUACAAGGCCCAAGACGAUACAAAGGUUAAAGAGGAGCAGAGAAUCCUCGACUCUGACGAGAGUGAAAAGGCAGAAAAUAUCGAAGGCUUCGACUUCAAGAAGCUAAAGGAGUUAUAUCCAGAUAAGAAAGAGGAACUUAAUGCCCUGAAAGCCCACUUAGUCGAUUCUGGAAAUGAGAUAGCAGCACUGAAAGUGUGGGAACUGCAAGAGCUCAGCUUGCAGGCAUCUCAAAAGGUCCUAAUGGCACCCCUGGAAGAUUCACUGAAGACAUUGAGAGAUAUCUCCCAAAACUUUCCCUCUCAGGCCCGUUCCCUUGUAAAAAUUUCUGUCGAUGCAAAGCUAAAGCAAGAAGCUGAACGCAACCAGCAGAUGUUCCGGCAGUACUUGAACUUGGAACCAGCUGAUGCAGCAUUUUUCUUUAAUGGUCUCUAUUAUGAUGUCGAGAUCACUGACAUGUUUACGCUACUGCAAGCGCUAAAGCAGGAAACAAGACUCCUGGAAGGACUGUAUAAUAUUGGAAUUCCUAAACCUAUGAUUCCAAAACUGAUGAAGAUUGACUUGCUGAACAAUAAACAAGAAUAUGGUGUCGACAUAAGAGAUUCAGCAGUGCUGUACAUUAACGACAUUGAGAAUGACUCUCAGUAUCACAACUGGCCGAGAAGUAUACAGGACAUGCUUCGGCCUUCCUACCCAGGCAUGCUGAGGAACGUCCGUAAAAAUAUGUACCAUUUGGUGAUCAUUGCGGAUCCGUCAAAAAAGCAAGCCCGUGAUAUCCUCAAACUGGCGGAGUCCUUCUACGUUCAUCGUGCUCCCCUGAGAAUUGGUCUAGUGUUUGCUGUCAACCACAACAUGUCAGCAACUGGAUAUGACGAUGCUGGAGUUGCCAUGCUGAAUGCAUUCAAUUUCAUCAGCCAGGAUAAAGUUCCUUAUGAAGGACUGUCCUUUAUCACAGAUAUUUACGCAUCAACCAAGGAAGAGAUCACAUCAGAUGACGUCAUCAACUUUUUCAAAUCAAAGUAUCCUGGCGAAGAUCUUAGCCUUAUCUUCGGAGAAGACUCAGACUAUGACACAGGGCGCAAGUUGGCAUGGGAUUUCAUAAACAAAACAAGGAUAGGAGGUCCUCCGCAGGCUCUCCUUAAUGGAGUCAUGCUCAAGCAGUCACAUUUAAACUCUGACAUGUUUGAAGAAGCAGUGCUUACGGAAAUUAUGAAGCAAACACCUCUGAUUCAGAAAAGUGUGUACAAGGGUGACCUUAGUGAUCUCAACAAUGUGCUGGACUUCUUAAUGGAGCAGAAAAAUGUAAUGCCACGACUUAACCAAAGGGUUCUCACAACUUCCGGCUCCUACUUAGAUAUGACAGGACACGUAGUUGAAGGUCUUUCUUUGGAAGACUUUUCCGCCCUUUCUCCUCAAGACAUGGUUGCAACAUUCGCAGCUCAGCUGAAGUACCUCACGCCUUCUGAUCCAAAGCAGUACUAUCCACUGACAGUUUGGGUCGUUGGAGACUAUGACACUGCUUUUGGUAGAGAUCUGCUGAGCAGUGCACUGGAGCACUUGAUGACUACCACCCAUGUCCGUGUGGGAGUGAUUCAUAAUCCAAGUAGCACUGCAGAGCACCACAAAGUAGGCACGGCCAUCCAAACUGCUCUGCACCACCUUCUGCCUAGUGAGGCGUCUGCAUUCAUUAGGAAGCUUUUCAAGGAAAAGAACUUGGCAAGCUUCUUGGAAGGAAAAAGGGAUGUGACAGACUUCUUGCCAUCGAACUCUAACUCUGCAGCAUUCAAGGAGGCAUAUGAAAAGUUUAACAGCAGUUUUCUUAAGUGGCACACUGUCUUCUGCGCUCAAAUUCUAAAAACAAACAAGGGGGAGCGCUUGGUCAUUGGAAAUGGCAGGGUUAUUGGCCCCUUUGACAAUGAAGAAGAGUUUAACAGUGACGAUUUCAGUUUGCUCGAAAAAUACUCACUCAAUGUUCAUGGCGAGAAGAUAAAAAAUAUACUUCAAGAGGACGGGGACACCCGUGAGUUAGACAGUGACCUCGCAAUGAAAACCGCAUGUGUCUUGCUUUCACACAUGCAGACGAAGACUAGACAUGACGUCAAGUUCUAUGGCGACGAACACAGCGUCCUGAAGAUUCCAGCAUCGCAGCCUGAGGAACCCGCUCACGAAGUCGCAGUGGUUAUGGAUCCUGUUUCACGGGCUGCUCAGAAAGUGUCACAGCUCCUUCUCGUGCUGCAGAAUGUUAUCAAUGCUAAUGUGAAAGUAUUCUUCAACUGCAUUGACAGGCAUUCUGAUAUGCCUCUCAAGAGCUACUACCGUUUUGUGAUGGAAGCGGAGCCUUCUUUUAACCUCGACGGGGACUUCAGUCACGGUCCUUACGCAAAGUUUGUGAACAUGCCCCAGUCCCCAUUGCUGACCUUAGGCAUGGCCACUCCAGAAAACUGGAUGGUUGAAGCGGUAAGGUCUCCAUACGACCUUGACAACAUCCACAUGGAGCAGGUGGAAAGUAGAGUGCACGCAGAGUUUGAACUGGAAUAUCUUCUGCUUGAAGGCCACUGCUUCGAGCAGUCGACUGGUAACCCACCCCGGGGCCUACAGUUCACUUUGGGGACCCAGAGCGAUCCAGUUGUGAUGGACACUAUCGUCAUGGCUAAUUUGGGAUACUUCCAACUGAAGGCUAAUCCUGGUACAUGGCUACUCCGCCUAAGACAGGGAAGGUCUAGUGAGCUCUACGACAUUACCAGCCACGAAAAUACAGAUUCUCCGCAGGAUUUUGAGGAUGUCGUGGUGAUUUUGAGCAGCUUUAGAAGCCAUGUACUUAAGGUCAAGGUAAGCAAGAAGCCAGGCAAACAAAAUGAGGACCUUCUGUCAGAUGGCAAAGAUGACAGUCAAGACAUUUGGAGUUCAUUCGCUCAAAUACCUAUUAUUGGUGGCAUAUUAACAGAAUGGAGAGAUAUAGCGUAUGAGAUAUACAGUUCCAUAGUAGGAGAACCAAGUGCAAAGGAGGACGAAGAUCAGGAGACUGUCAUCAACAUUUUCUCCCUAGCUUCUGGCCACCUUUAUGAACGACUACUUAGGAUUAUGAUGCUCAGUGUAUUGAAGCACACAAAAACUCCGGUCAAGUUCUGGUUUCUGAAGAAUUACCUCUCACCAACGUUUAAAGAUGUGUUGCCGCACAUGGCUAAGGAGUAUGGCUUUGAUUAUGAGCUGGUUCAGUACAAGUGGCCACGUUGGCUCAAUCAGCAAACUGAGAAACAGAGACUCAUUUGGGGGUACAAGAUUCUUUUCCUUGACGUACUUUUCCCUCUUGAUGUGAAAAAGAUCAUUUUUGUGGAUGCGGAUCAAGUUGUUAGAGCCGACAUGAAGGAAUUGGUCGACCUUGACCUCGGAGGGGCUCCUUACGGAUACACACCAUUCUGCGACAGCAGGGAAGAUAUGGAAGGCUACAGGUUCUGGAAGUCUGGAUACUGGGCCAGCCAUAUGGGAGGAAGAAAAUAUCACAUUAGUGCCCUGUACGUGGUAGACCUCAAAAAGUUCCGGCGCAUAGCUGCGGGUGACCGUCUCAGGGGGCAGUACCAGGGACUAAGCCAGGAUCCGAACAGUUUGUCCAACCUGGACCAAGAUCUGCCCAACAACAUGAUACAUCAGGUAGCCAUCAAGUCUCUGCCUCAAGAAUGGCUCUGGUGUGAAACUUGGUGUGAUGAUGAGUCAAAGAAGCAGGCCAAAACAAUCGACCUGUGUAAUAAUCCCAAGACAAAGGAACCGAAGUUGGUUGCGGCAACCCGCAUCAUUGCGGAGUGGAAGGAUUAUGACGAGGAGCUGAAACGGUUCAUUGAACGCUACGAGAAGGGCGAGACGGAAUCGAUCGAACUACCGGACACCAAGAAGAUUAAAGAAGGAGUUGCUCCACACAUGCACGCAGAGUUAUGAUGUAUGAAGAAAUUUCUCCUGUACAGCAAUUGCCACUGUUUGUAAGAUCUUUCUCAAGCAUUGUCAUCUACAUCAGCCAUUGUUGCCAUAGUGUGUGAUGCAUCUUCGAAGAGGGACUUUUAAAUAAACCAUCACACAGUACACAUCUCUUUGGGGAAGCUA